GACCUGGUCAGAACAAUCACUUUCCCCUCUGUGCUUCCUCCUCCUCCUCCUCCUCCUCCUCCUCCUCUCUCAGCAGCAGGGAGGAGACAGGGAGGAGAAAGGGAGGAGGAGGGCUCAGAGAUCUGACGCAGUGUGAGCGGCUGCUUCACUUCCACUCCCCGCUCCCAGGAAGAGACCCAGCGGCUCGGGAAGCUCCCACAAACACUCGGAUAAACCCGGGCACAGAGCUCCAGAGGUCGGGCUGUGGAGGCCAUGAGGACCCCGGUGAGGCACGGAGCGCAGCCGCGGCACCGGAGCUCGGAUCGGGGCACGGAGCCGGAGCUGUAACCGCGGAGGUUUGUUGUCAUUGUGUGCAGAGUGGCGCAGGAGAAAAGGAUGCCUCCGCGGCCGCAGACACUCCUCCUGCUCCCGUCGACUAGAUUCAUUAUUGCCCGACACAAACUGUCCUUUGUCUCCUCUGUGACGGAGGCUCUGCUGCUGAGGAGCGCGCUGAUUUGUGAAGCACACCGUCCACCAUGCUGCCCGCUCCGUCUCCAUGAAAACUCUCCAUGAUAACAGGGAGGAAGAGGAGGAGGAGGAGGGUUCCGGCUGCAGCGCCAUGGAGGACAAGGAGAACAAUCUGAGGACGGCCAGGUUGUGGAGGGAUGCCGCCCUCCGCUCCAGGAAGCUGCGGAGCAACCUGCGCCAGCUCACCCUCUGCUCCAAAGACAACCAGAUCAUACUGCCGGAGGAUAUAGCCGAGAUAGAGGUGCUCAACCUGGGCAACAACUCCCUCCAGGAGCUGCCAGACGGGCUGGGAUCCUCCCUCAACAACCUGCGCAUCCUCGUCCUCCGCAGGAACAAGUUCACCUCUGUCCCGCGGGUGGUGUUUGAGCUGGGGCAGCUGGUGGAGCUGGACAUGAGCCACAACUGCCUGAGGAGCCUGUCUGAGGGUGUGGGGCAGCUGAAGGGGCUCAAGAAGCUAUGCAUCAGUCACAAUAAAAUCCAGAGCCUGCCCGCUCAGAUCGGGGCGCUUCAGGUCCUGGAGGAGCUCGACAUCAGCUUCAACGACCUGUACGACUUCCCCGGGUCUUUCUCCAGCCUCACCAAGCUGCGGACUCUGGAUGCAGAUCACAACAAGCUGAACCAGUUCCCCCCUGAGAUCCUGGCUCUCAGCGAGCUGGAGGAGCUGGACUGCUCCGGGAACAAGUUUGAGGUGUUACCAGCCGACGUCAUGAAGCUGCAGUCCAUCAAGAUCCUGUGGCUCAGCAGUCUUCACAUGUCCACGUUACCGGACACGUUCUGUCAGCUGCAGCACCUGGAGAGCCUGAUGCUGGACGGGAACGAGCUCACGGCGCUGCCUGCUGCUUUCAGCCGCCUGCAGAGACUCAAGAUGAUUAAUUUGUCCUCUAAUGAGUUUGAGAACUUCCCCCAGGUUAUUUUGAGCAUCACAGGGUUAGAGGAAAUUUACCUGAGCAGGAACAAACUGACUCAUAUCCCAGAGGAAGUGGGGCAGCUGGUGAAGCUGGCCAACCUCUGGCUGGACAACAACAGCAUCAACUACCUGCCUGACUCCAUCGUGGAGCUGGAGAAGCUGGAGGAGCUCGUUUUACAGGGUAACCAAAUAGCCAUACUUCCAGAUAACUUUGGGAAGCUGUCCAAAGUCAGCAUUUGGAAGGUGAAGGACAACCCUCUCAUCCAGCCUCCGUACGAGGUGUGCAUGAAGGGGAUCCCGUACAUCGCAGCCUAUCAGAAGGAGCUGGCUCAUUCGCAGCUCGCUGUGAAGCCGCGGUUGAAACUGGUCCUGAUGGGGACAAAAAACGCUGGGAAGACCCGGCUGAGGCAGAGCGUGGUGAGCAAUCAGCAGGACGCUAAAGGCGUCCAGGGGAACAAAGGAAUCGAAGUGACUAACUGGGUGGCGGACGCUGAUCGCUGUCUCACGUUUCUCGUGUAUGAUCUGUCAGGGAAGCAAAACUACGACCUCAUCAAACCCUUUUUUCUCUCCCCUGGUGCUCUCUACGUCCUCGUCAUCAAUCUCAAAGCAUACUCACCCAAGAACUUUUACGCCCAUGUUGGGUAUUUCCUCCACCUCCUCAGUGCCAAAGUACCCCACGCCGUUGUGUGCUUGGUGGGCACGCAUGCAGACCUGUGUGGGGAGGUGGAGCUGGAGGAGAAGAGUCUGGACAUUCACAGGCAGAUCGGCCUGCAGGAGAAGAGGGACAUCCAGGUCCUGAGGAGCCUGGCUCUGCAGGUGGACCAGGCGCUGGAGCAGGGCUACAACGUCCGCUCCUUUAGCCCUCACGUCCUCUUCUACGCCGUCUCAGACAGGAACCUGAGGCGGAGGAAGUCCCAGCUGCAGUACAUGCUGAACCACCGGCUGCAGAUCCUGUCUCCUGUGCUGAGCGUCAGCUGCACGGAGACCCAGAGGAACAUCCAGAGGCUGAGGGAGAAGCUCAUGUCCGUUGCUGACCACAGGGACAUCUUCCCCAACCUCCACCGCGUGCUGCCAAAGUCCUGGCAGAUGCUGGAGGAGCUGCACUUUAAGCCCAAAGACCUGUGGCUGUCGUGGUGGGACUCAGCCCGUCUGGGCCUGCAGGCGGGGCUCACGGAGGACCGGCUGCAGAGCGCCUUAUCCUACCUGCACGAGAGCGGGAAGCUGCUGUACUUUGAGGACAGCAUCACUCUGAAGGAAUAUGUUUUCCACAAUCUUCCACGAUUCAUUGCAAUUCUCAACGUCUUCUUCCAGAGGGACGAGUCCUCGCUGCUGGACAGGCUCCUGUCGGAGGGGGAGAGGGGGGACAAAGGGAGGGUGAGUCUGGUCAUAGAGGACGAGAAGGGAGAGAACCUCAGGGUGACCCAUCUGCAGCACCACGUGGAGGGCUUCCUCCAACACGGCCUUCUGCCCUCCAACGUCAUCCGCCUGCUCCUCAGGCCGCUCAUCCAGACCCAGCAGGACCUCCACCUCAUCAUGGAGCUGCUGGAGAAGAUGGGGAUCUGCUACUGCAUCAACAAACCCCGCAGCAAGCCCCUGAACGGAGCCACGGCCUGGUACAAGUUCCCCAGCUACGUCAGCAGCGAGGAGCCCCGGGCGGAGGCCUCGGCCGGCGGGAGCUCUCUGCCGCUGUGUCACUUCUUCUCCGUGGAGCAGCUGCACAUCCAGUACAGCUUCCCCUUCCUGUUUCCUCCCGGACUGUUUGCACGCUUCAGUGUGCAGAUAAACAGCCACGUGGUGCAGAGGUCGGACGGCAGGCAUCAGAUCUUCGCCUACAGAGGUAAAGUCCCCGUGGUGAUCAGCCACCGGCCCUCCAAAGGGAAGCUGCAGGUGGAGACUCUGUCCAUCGCCAGCCACGCCUCGCUGCCCAACAUCUGGACGGCGUGGCAGGCCAUCACUCCGCUGGUGGAGGAGCUGAACGUGCUGCUGCAGGAGUGGCCCGGCCUGCACUACUCUGUACAUAUUCUCUGUUCCAAGUGCCUGAAGAGAGGGUCGUCCAACCCACACGCCUUUCCAGGUGAGCUGCUGAGCCAGCCGAGGCCCGACGGUCUGACCGAGAUCAUCUGUCCAAAGAACGGCUCGGAGCGGGUCAACGUGGCUCUGGUUUACCCUCCGACACCCACCGUGCUCAGCCCCUGUCUCAAGUGAUCCAAGGGGGGGCCGGCUCAUCUCACUGUUUCACCAGAGCCUCCACCUCCACCUGUGCACCCCCCCUCUGUCAGCCUGCUUCAUGCCCCCACCACACUGAACUGAACCUCCUGAAGGCAGCACGCUGGAUCACUGCCUCACAUGUUGUUCGGCUGUGUCUCUGAUGUGUCAUCACGUGGACAUCGAACAGUAUUUAAGGAGCACAAACUGUAGCAUCAGCGAGGCCUCGUCCCUUUACUGACCCACCAUGGUUCACACGUCUCUCAGUCUCUGGACAAUAAGAUGAUUUUUUAUUUUGAACUCUGAAAAGACUCUUUGAAUCAUUUCUACACGAUGAAGCAAAAGUACAAACUUGUUUUUAACGCUGAGAAACUUGUUUAAUCGUGGGCCAGAUUUCUGCCAAGUGUCACCUCGGAGCUUUUUACUGGACUGAAAUAAUCUGCAGUAUGUUUAAAUGUGUGACCUCGGCUCUUUGUGUAAAGUGUGACAACAUGAAAAUGUGUUGAAUUUCAGUGCAAGAAGAGGAACUGCAACGAUGUGUAAAUAUUUCUCUGGGCCUACAUUUCAGGUUUGGAGGUGGGGCUGUGUCGGGAGCUUAGCUGUGAUUUCAGAUUUAUUGAGAGGUUUAAAUCCCAGCUGUUCAUAUAGACACCACUCCAAUGUCUGCAUGCUAUAUAUGAAGCUACAGCCAGUAGCUGGUUAGCUUAGCUUAGCAUAAAGACUGGAAACAGAGGGAAACUUUAGCCGAAUUAAACACAAAAUGUGACACAUAUAAAUAAGAUAAGGUUUCAGUAUCAAUAUGUAAUGUCCAGAGACAGUGUGGCUGGCUUAAGGGAUUCUAAGUUUCACAUCUGUACAGUCAAUAUGAGGCUACAGCCAGCAGGUGAUUAGCUUAGCUUAGCAUAAUGACUGUAAACAGAGGGAAACUGUAGCCAAAUUAAACAUAAAAUGUAAACAAAUAUAAAUAAGUUAAAAUGAUGAUUAAGUGUCAUUGUUUAAUGUGAAGACACAGAGAGGAAAAUUAAAAUCACACAUUUUUAAAGGGAGAUAUGUGACUUUCUUCAGCCAGCAGCUGGUUAGCUUGGCUUAGCAUAUAGACUGUAACCAGGGCAAAUUGUAGCCCAAUUAAACAUAAAACAAUAACAAAUAUGUAUAAGUUAAAAUGACAUUUCAGUAUCAUCGUGUAAUGUCCAGAGACAGCGAGGAAAAUUAAAAUUGCAGAUUUUUGAAGGGAGUAUUGCUAUUUCUUCAUCCAGCAGCUGGUUAGCUUAGCAUAAAGACAUGAAACAGAGAAAGUUUAGCCGAAUUAAACAUAAAGCAAUAACAAAUAUGAAUGAGUUAAGAUGAGUGUUCAGUAUCAAUAUGUAAUGUCCAGACACAGUGGGGAAAAUUAAAAUCACAGAUUUUUGAAGGGAGUUUUGUGACUUUCUUCAGCCAGCAGCUGGUUAGCUUAGUUUAGCUUAGCAUGUAGACUGGACCCAGGGGGACUGUGUAACUGAAUUAAACAUAAAACAAUGACAAAUGUGAAUGAGUUAAAAUGACAUUUCAGUAUCAAUAUGUAAUGUUGAGACAGAAUGAGGAAAAUUAAAAUCCCAGUUUUUUGAAGGGAGUUUUGUGACUUUCUUCAGCCAGCAGCUGGUUAGCUUAGUUUAGCAUAAAGACAGAAAAUGGGGACAUUUAAACUAAAUUAAACAUAAAACAAUAACAUAGACAGACAGCUGCUGUUUAGCCGAGCUAAGCUAACCAGAUGCAAAGUGACACAGCUCCAGCUCCAUUAUAACAGGAGAGAGGUGCGAUGUUCCUGCAGCAGAAAAUCACUUCUCUGUGAAGAAGUUUGGUGGAGCAUGAGAUGAACUUUAAUGCCAAGGAUGUGGGAGCUGAGUGGAGAUGAGAUCAGAUAUUUAUCCACAGCGUCCCGCAGGUCUAUCAACUGUACAUAGAAGGACGAGAAGGCAAAGAGCAUCAGGUGUUAGCUUCACCUCACCCCGUCUCUUCAGAUUCAUUUCUGGAUGUUUUUUUCACUGAACUGUGUCGAGGGGAUUUUUUUUGUCCGAUGUAAAUAAUAUCUUUAUUUUUGUAUGUUGACUCGAGGUGUCGCCACUCUUUGAGCUUUGACUUUAUUUACAGUGCAAUGUUGUGCAUGACUCACUGUGAGAGUGCACAUGGGGUUUUAUAUGUAGCUGGUUCCAACAUCUCACAGGACAACAUGAAAUACCAAAUAAACCAAUAACUGGCUUUAGUACCACUGAA
This is a messenger RNA of Epinephelus lanceolatus (giant grouper), 5869 nucleotides long. RefSeq names its product multifunctional ROCO family signaling regulator 1 (gene mfhas1). Lineage: Eukaryota; Metazoa; Chordata; Actinopteri; Perciformes; Serranidae. Gene Ontology annotation, molecular function: protein binding. Gene Ontology annotation, cellular component: cytoplasm. The record is from RefSeq and is a predicted model, not a curated record.